This is a messenger RNA of Ogataea angusta, 2271 nucleotides long. RefSeq lists its product as uncharacterized. Gene Ontology annotation, biological process: cytoplasmic stress granule assembly. Gene Ontology annotation, cellular component: cytoplasmic stress granule. The transcript has a single exon. The record is from RefSeq and is a predicted model, not a curated record. Lineage: Eukaryota; Fungi; Ascomycota; Pichiomycetes; Pichiales; Pichiaceae. Gene Ontology annotation, molecular function: RNA binding. The coding region runs from base 1 to 2271 and encodes 756 amino acids.
AUGACUUCAAGAGGAAACCAGUUGAACAACUCAUCAGGUUCCAAACUUACUGGGGGUAGUCAGCACCGUCGUACAGGCUCCAAAACUUGGUCACACAUCAAUGUAUCUUCGGCACCUAAUUACAAUGCGUCCACAUUCGUCCCCAAUGGAAGAAAGAAUAAUAGCACUGCUCAGGCGGGCACAGCUCAAGAACAUCAGGCCGCCUAUCAUUUAGCAAAUGCAGCCCACGGCCAAGAAGCAUCAUUAAAGCAUAUGAAUGAUCGAUUAUUGUUCGGGCUUAUCAGGAGUAUUGGCUGCAAGAGUAGAAUCACUACCAACUCUGGAGCUACUUAUGAUGGAAUUUUAUAUACUAGUGGUGACAUCACGGACUCAGGAGUUGCUAUAGUGCUGAGAUACCCGCAACUAAAAAAGAGUUCUUUUGCUUCGUCAGAAGAAGAGCUUAAAAUCAAAUUUGAGCUCCCGGAGACGCUGAUUAUUUCGGAGAAAGAUAUUUCAAAGAUGGAAUUUGAAGACGUGGAUUUCGAGGCUCUUGAGGAAGCUGAAAGACCGAGAUUGCAUACGUCAGGCAGAAGUUUCAGGACAGACAAUGAUAUAUCGGCUGACUUUGCCUGUCAUGAAAGAGAAUUACAAAAAUGGGUACCAGAUGAAGAUAUUGAUGUAAGAUUGACUGAAAGUUUGGAAGACGCUGACUCGAACGUCCAUUGGGAUCAAUUUGAGGUGAACGAGCGUAAAUUUGGUAUCCAAUCUACUUACGACGAGGAUUUGUACACCACCAAGAUUCCUAAAAAUGCUCCAGACUAUGAACAAAGGUUGAAGGAAGCCGAGAAGAUAGCUAGGGAAAUUGAGUCUCAAGGCCACAAUGGUAAUAUACACCUUGCUGAAGAGAGAGGGAUUAUAGUAGAUGAUAGCGGAGUUGACGAAGAAGACAAAUAUUCAGGUGUUUCCAGAGAACCUGCCUCUCAGAGUGAGGGCGAUGCAUUGCUACUCGGAAUGUUAAGAGCUAACACCAAAGAUCACAGAAUUGAGGCAAGACUGACUGCCCCAGGGAAGUACGUACCUCCUAGACAGCGUGCUGCCAACUUUCAUGGUGACCCUGCCAUAGUUGCCAGCUCUGGCACUGAACAAAAAAGUGAUGGUACUUUCGAGUCACCUGUGGGCUUGGAUGCACUUGACCAAGGCCGCAGUGACCACCAAGCACAAGCCUCUCACUCUGAACGUCUGAAAAAAACAGUGAAUGAAAGCAGCAAGCUUAUUCAUCAAAAUGAAAUCAAUUCUUUGCGCGAGUUCUCGGCAACCUUUAAAGUGCCAUCAAGAAUACCUCCAGAUUUACUUCCUAUACUUUCGAGGGAUAAGGUCAAACAGAAUGAGAUAGUGAAAAAGUUGGAAACCAAAGACAAUGGAAAAGAUCAAAAGAAUGAAGAAGGUGAUGGUCACCCAAAAAUUGCAGAUACUACCACUACUUCUAAAACCCCCACUCCUAUAUUGAGUAAGAAAAAGAUGGACCCCAGAACUGCUCCCACAUUCAAGAUGAACCCAAAUUCGGUCCCUUUUUCUCCAAGUUUUGCAUCUUCAAGAAGCUCCCCAGCUGUAAACUCAGGUGAGAUAACGCAAUCUCCGCAGCAACGCAACAGGAAGGAGGUGGCAUCUUUCUUCCCUACUGGUAAAUCGCCAAAGGAAUUGGGAAUUUAUCAUAAGUCUGGAAACUUCUUCAACGUCAAAUUCAACGUUCUUAUCAAAGCUCGGAUCGAGUAUGAGGAGAAAAACGAGACAAAAAACGUUUUCAUUAUCAAUAUCGAAAAGCCUUUUGCGACUCCUCCAACUUGGCCAUCGACCGUUGAGGAAUCAUACAAAAUGGCGUUUUCAAAACAACCUGAAUGGACUGGCUCUCCAGCUACAAUACCGCCUAUGCAAAAAAGGUUGUAUCAAGUCUCAGCUCAGCCAUUCCCGAUGAUGGCUCCGCCACCUCAACAGCAUCCACCAGUGCCUCAACCUGUAAUGAUGCCACAGCCUAUGCAAAUGGAUCCUCACAAUAUGCACAUGCCACAACCCACUUUUGUCGUUCCUCAAUUUCAGCAGCCUCAGUUCAUUCCCUUUUACCAGCCGCCACCAAGCGUUCCACAGAUAGCCUAUGGAAUCCCUCAAAAUCAAAAUGUUGCGAGUGGUGCUAUACCCGUAUCAAUGAGGCAGCAAGGGCAUAGAAAUUCUAGGAACCAUCACUAUAAUACACAGCAGCAGCUAAAUGCUAGGGGCGGAAAUGGCUAUAAAUUCUAG